AAAAAAAGGGGAAUUUAAAUUAACGAUUUUUGAAAAAAAAAAAAGAAAAAGAAAAAGAAAAACCCCAAAAUCGGUCUUUCUGCAUUCGCUUUCCAAAACCCCCUCCCCACUACUCAUCCAUCGACUUGAAAAAGUAAGAAUCACAGUUCUGUUUCGCUCUUUCUCUCUCUCUCUCUCAGAUCGUUGAAAGUUGAAAACUCCACCGGAUUCCGGCGGUUUCUCUUGCCGGCGUUGGUGAUGUGGUAAUUCAAGUGUGUUCCUCUUUGAUCUGCAUACCAAUCAAUCCUCUGGUUGUUUGAUUGGUAGAGUAGAGCUGGAUGGGAUGGCUUCCAAGCCGUGGCUUUAUCCAGCUCCAACUUAUCGUAGCUUAGAGACAUUUUGGGACACCGAUGAAGACGCUCCCGGUCCCCGCUGCGGCCACACCCUCACCGCCGUCGCCGCCACCAAAACGCACGGCCCCCGCCUCAUCCUCUUUGGCGGCGCCACCGCUAUUGAAGGCGGCAAUGGUGGCCCCGGCAUCCGUCUUGCCGGCGUAACCAAUGCUAUUCAUUCUUAUGAUGUUCUCACCAGAAAAUGGACCAGACUACAACCAGCUGGAGAGCCACCUUCGCCGAGGGCCGCACAUGCAGCUGCAGCUGUUGGAACUAUGGUUGUAUUUCAGGGCGGCAUAGGACCUGCUGGCCAUUCAACUGACGACCUAUAUGUUCUUGACUUGACCAAUGACAAAUUGAAAUGGCACCGAGUUGUAGUUCAAGGCCAGGGUCCUGGCCCAAGAUACGGCCAUGUUAUGGACUUGGUUGCGCAAAGAUAUCUUGUUACCUUUAGUGGCAAUGAUGGGAAGAGAGUUCUGUCGGAUGCCUGGGCUUUGGAUACUGCUCAGAAACCAUAUGUCUGGCAAAGGCUGAAUCCAGAAGGUGAUAGACCCUCUGGUAGAAUGUAUGCAACUGCAAGUGCGCGCUCAGAUGGGAUGUUUUUGCUCUGUGGUGGGAGAGAUGCUUCAGGCACGCCCCUGGCAGAUGCUUAUGGACUACUCAUGCAUAGAAAUGGCCAAUGGGAAUGGACUCUUGCUCCGGGGGUUGCAGCUUCAGCAAGGUACCAACAUGCUUCGGUCUUUGUUGGUGCACGAUUACAUGUUACAGGAGGUGUACUUAGGGGUGGUCGUGCUGUGGAAGGUGAAGCAGCUAUAGCAGUAUUGGAUACAGCUGCUGGAGUUUGGUUAGAUAGGAAUGGGCUGGUAACUUCUUCACGUAAUAACAAAGGGCAAACAGAGCAUGAUCCUUCAUUAGAGCUUAUACGACGCUGUCGCCAUGCAGUUGCAUCUGUUGGUGUUCGGAUAUACUCUUUUGGUGGUCUUAGAGGAGAUAUUCUAUUAGAUGAUUUACUGGUUGCAGAAAAUUCUCCAUUGCAAUCUGACUUAAACUCCCCAGUUUUAUCAUCUGAGCGAACCCCAAUAAUGGGGACUGCUAGAUCAGUCAAUUCUGAUGCAACUCCAGACGGAAAUGUCAUCUCAUCUGGUGGUUUAAGCAUGGACAGGAAUUCUAUGGAGAAACUGGCUGAGGCUUCUGCUGCUGAAGCUGAGGCUGCUAAUGCUGUCUGGCAAGCAGCACAGGCUGCAUCUAACAAUCCUGAAGAAACAUCUGUAUCUGAUGAUAAUUCCCAAGCUGCAGAAACCACUUCAGACGGUAGUGAUGGUGAAGUGGAUGUCCGCCUUCACCCCAGAGCUGUUGUAGUUGCAAAAGAAGCUGUUGGUAACCUAGGAGGAAUGGUAAGGCAAUUGUCCUUGGAUCAAUUUGAAAAUGAGAGCCGGCGAAUGGUUCCAUCUCAAAACGAUCUGUCAAAUCCAACCAAAAAAUUUACUAGGCAGAAAUCUCCCCAGGGGUUGCAUAAGAAGAUCAUAUCAACUCUGCUUAGGCCUCGGAAUUGGAAAGCUCCUGUCAACAGAAAGUUCUUUCUGGAUUCUUAUGAAGUGGGUGAACUUUGUUAUGCUGCUGAGCAGAUCUUCAUGCAUGAGCCCACUGUUCUACAACUGAAAGCUCCAGUCAAAGUGUUUGGUGAUCUCCAUGGACAGUUUGGUGAUCUAAUGCGACUGUUUGAUGAAUAUGGAUUUCCUUCCACUGCCGGAGACAUAACUUAUAUUGACUAUUUAUUUCUCGGCGAUUACGUUGAUCGAGGACAGCACAGCUUGGAGACCAUCACUUUGCUUCUAGCUCUAAAAAUUGAAUAUCCUGAGAAUGUUCAUUUAAUACGAGGCAAUCAUGAGGCUGCAGACAUCAAUGCACUUUUUGGUUUUCGAAUUGAAUGCAUUGAAAGAAUGGGAGAGAAUGAUGGAAUCUGGGCUUGGACGCGUUUCAAUCAACUGUUUAACUAUCUUCCACUUGCUGCACUUAUUGAAAAGAAAAUCAUCUGUAUGCAUGGUGGUAUAGGGAGGUCAAUAAAUUCAGUUGAACAAAUUGAAAAAAUAGAAAGACCAAUAACAAUGGAUGCUGGCUCCAUAGUGCUUAUGGAUUUACUAUGGUCUGAUCCCACGGAAAAUGAUAGUGUGGAAGGAUUGAGACCAAAUGCAAGAGGGCCCGGUCUUGUGACCUUUGGGCCUGAUCGUGUUACAGAUUUCUGUAAGAGGAAUAAAUUGCAAUUAAUAAUAAGAGCACAUGAGUGUGUUAUGGAUGGAUUUGAACGUUUUGCCCAGGGGCAGUUGAUCACACUAUUUUCUGCUACUAACUAUUGUGGAACUGCCAAUAAUGCUGGUGCAAUACUGGUAGUUGGGAGAGGACUUGUUAUAGUUCCUAAAUUGAUUCAUCCAUUGCCACCGCCUCUUCUAUCCCCAGAUACAUCUCCAGAACGGGUCACUGAAGACACAUGGAUGCAGGAACUAAACAUUCAAAGACCACCUACCCCUACUCGUGGUCGCCCUCAGCCUGACCUAGACCGGAACUCACUUGCUUAUAUAUGAGCAGGCAUUUCAUUGAAUAUAAGUUCUCCAAUAUUCUCCCAUUCAGGAAUUGACAAACUCCUUUCUGAAUGGCGCAUCCUUACAGUUUCAAGGGAAGUAGUGAAAUUGACCAUAUAAUGCCAUACAAGUAAAAGAACUAUUUUAUGUUUCUCAAAUACAGUUGAGCGGCCAUGCAUGGGUUCUGCGUUGUGAACAUAGAUAGUGAGAUGCAGAAGAUGGCAGCUAAGGUUGUGUCGUGCCGAUAUUCUGAAGCGUAUGACUGGUUGAGUUGUGUAUUUCUAUUGUAAAAAGCAAUAGGUUUUACUUGUGGAACUGAUUGAUUUGUAUUGCGAAGUAUAUGUUGUUUUAAUAUUAAUAUAUAUGCACAGAUGAAUAGCCAAUGCCAUUGAUUCAGAGUCUUAGUUUUGGAAAAUGUAAUGUAAUCUUAUAUUGAGUUGCUUCCCUAGCUAACGCGAUUGAUUCAAUUUUCAACAAUCUGUUAUUGCUUUUUUA
Molecule: messenger RNA, 3442 nt
Organism: Ipomoea triloba (trilobed morning glory)
Lineage: Eukaryota; Viridiplantae; Streptophyta; Magnoliopsida; Solanales; Convolvulaceae
Product: serine/threonine-protein phosphatase BSL1
Exons: 21
Coding region: 323-2950 (875 amino acids)
Biological process (GO): brassinosteroid mediated signaling pathway
Molecular function (GO): protein binding; phosphoprotein phosphatase activity
Source: RefSeq, a predicted model, not a curated record